Mucor velutinosus is the source of this 2556-nucleotide messenger RNA. RefSeq lists its product as uncharacterized. Gene Ontology annotation, molecular function: acyltransferase activity, transferring groups other than amino-acyl groups; hydrolase activity, hydrolyzing O-glycosyl compounds. Gene Ontology annotation, biological process: carbohydrate metabolic process; peptidoglycan turnover. The transcript has a single exon. The record is from RefSeq and is a predicted model, not a curated record. Bases 1 to 2556 code for a protein of 851 amino acids. NCBI's taxonomy places the organism in Eukaryota, Fungi, Mucoromycota, Mucoromycetes, Mucorales, Mucoraceae.
AUGACAAAACCCGAUUUACAGCAUGACAUGGGUCAAUUACUGAUGUGUGGCUUUGAUGGUUUGGAAGCGACAGAGGGCAUUCUGGACCUGAUUCGUCAUCACAACCUAGGCUCCAUCAUCUUCUUUUCUCGCAACAUUGAGUCUCCUGAACAAGUACAGCGUUUAACUCAUACACUGCAAAAAGCCGCCAAAGAAGCAGGUCAUGCUCGCCCUCUGUUGAUUGCUGUGGAUCAAGAAAACGGCGUUGUGCGUCGCUUGGGAUCGAGUGGUACGUACCUGCCUGGAAGCAUGGCCUUGGGCGCUAUCGACUCUACAAGUGCAGCCUAUCAAGUCGCGACCGCGACUGCCAAAGAGUUGCUUGCAUUGGGUAUCAAUUGGAAUCUGGCACCUUCCAUGGAUGUGAAUAACAACGCUUUGAAUCCUGUUAUUGGCGUUCGUUCGUUUGGUGAGAAUCCACAUUUGGUAGCCAAGUUGGGCUUGGCUGAGAUAGAGGCCUAUCAUCGACAUCACGUCGCAACUAGUAUCAAACACUUUCCAGGCCAUGGUGACACGGCUACGGAUUCACAUCUUGGUGUACCUGUGAUUGAUAAAAGCUUGCAUGAAUUGGAACAAACGGAACUUGUUCCUUUUACGCACUGCAUUGACGCUCAGAGCGACGCUCAUCCCACAUCGGUCAUGAUUGGCCACAUCGCUCUGCCUCAAAUCAUUGCGGAAGAGAAUCGUCCUGCUUGUAUCGCAUCGGAAAUUGCCACCGAUUUGCUACGAACGAAGCUCGGCUAUCAAGGUAUUAUCAUUACAGAUUGUUUGGAAAUGGAUGCUAUCAAGGAUACAGUCGGAUCUGCUCGUGGUGCAGUGAUGGCUCUGCAAGCAGGGAACGACAUUAGCAUGCUCUCCCAUACACUCAGCUUCCAACAAGACGCUUUCAAAUUGCUGGGCGAAGCUAUUCAGGAAGGGACGCUGAACGAGGAUGCUUUGAGUGCUUCUUUGAGUCGAGUAGCCGCUCUCAAGGAUCGCUUUCUUAGUUGGGAUGAAGCUCUUAAAAAGCAAGAUUUGACUGACGUUGGAUGCAAAGCACAUUUGGAACUGAGCGAGCGUCUUUACAACAAGGUGCCUACUGUGGUGCGUGAUCAGCAGCAGUUGCUCCCCAUCAAGCCAUCUCAGGACGACAAGAUUUUGUUCUUGGCUGCUGAUGUGCCUCUAACGCUUGCCAUUGACUCGGAAACAGAGCCCUUCAACUCAAUGUACGACUCGUUAUAUCGUCGCCACAGCAAUACCGAAUACAUCAUCUUUAAGCAAAAUACACCAGACUUGACAGAUGCUAUCAAAUCUGCCACUAUUGUGAUUGUUGGCACAGCAAACGGCAACUUGCACCCUUUCCAAGCUGAUUUGGUUAAAUUGGCUUCAUUGCACGCAAAGAAAUUAAUUGUGAUUGCAGUAAUUAACCCUUACGAUUUGAUGGCUUUCCCCUCCAUCAGCACCUAUUUAGUCACUUAUGAGUACACUCCUCCUGCUCAUGAAGCUGCUGUUCGCUUGAUCUUUGGUGAAAUCCCUCAGUCCAAUCAUCUUCCUAUCACCAUCCCAAAUACAGACGCACAUGCUGCUCAAGAACAUUGGACGAUCGUCCCUUACACGGAUCAAGAUACCAAACAAGCGCAUCGUCUCUGGAGUAGCAUCUACAACAAGUCGUGGCCUCUCUCUUUGGAAAAAUUCUCUCUUGUUCUCUCUCGCCUACAAAAGCCACGCCAUUUUUGCGUUUACAGCCAAGAUGUACUAGUGGGAUUUGCAGCAACACAGACCAUUGAAAAGACAGGCCAACUCGCUCUGUUGAUUGUUCAUCCUGACUACCAACGCCAAGGCAUUGGAACCAGACUCAAUGAUCACUGCUUGGAUAUGUUCCGGGAGGAGGGCGCCACACGAGUCAUGCUUGGAUCUAGCUAUCCACGUUUCUUUUGUGGUGUCCCAGACAAUGAUAUAUUAGGCCAACAAGCUCAAGGUUUUUUCAGUCGGCGCGGGUAUACACUGACUCAGCAUGUUUGGGACCUGAUGGGCGAUAUCAGGAACUACACCAUCCCGGCUGCAUUAACGGCUCGAAUGGAAAAGGAAGGCAUUUGGUUUGGCACCAUUGAUCCCACUGAAAUAGGAGACUUGAUAGCAUUUCAAAAGCGCUACUUUGAAUACUGGGUAUCCACAUAUGAACACCAUGCUCAUCUAGGCGAUUAUCAAGACUUGGUGGUGGCACGAGAAGGAGAUAAGGAUGGCAACAUUGUAGGAAGCUUGAUUUUGUUUACUACUGAAGGCUCUCACGAGUACCGUACAGAUUUGAUUUGGACAGAUGAUAGCUUGUUUACAAAAAAGAGUGGCGGAAUGGCAUGUGUUGGCGUCGCUACAGAGGAGAGAGGAAGAGGCAUUGGCAUUGGAUUGGUCUCUUAUGCUAAUCAGACGCUCAAGGAACGCGGAGUGGAUGUAUCCUAUGUAGACUGGGUUGAACUAAUUGAUUUCUACAGUCGCACUGGAUACCAGAAAUGGAGAAGCUACAGACUUGGAGCAAUGAAAUAA